Messenger RNA from Mastomys coucha (southern multimammate mouse), 966 nucleotides. RefSeq names its product olfactory receptor 4K1. Bases 1 to 966 code for a protein of 321 amino acids. Gene Ontology annotation, cellular component: membrane. The transcript is spliced from 2 exons. Gene Ontology annotation, molecular function: olfactory receptor activity; G protein-coupled receptor activity. Lineage: Eukaryota; Metazoa; Chordata; Mammalia; Rodentia; Muridae. The record is from RefSeq and is a predicted model, not a curated record. Gene Ontology annotation, biological process: G protein-coupled receptor signaling pathway.
AUGGCUCACAGUAAUGAAUCCACGGUAUCUGAGUUUGUGCUUCUGGGACUUUCUAACUCUUGGGGACUUCAGCUUGUGCUUUUUACCAUCUUCUCUGUCAUCUAUGUGACAUCAGUCUUGGGCAAUAUCAUGAUUAUUGUCAUCAUUUUCUCUGACUCACACUUGAACUCUCCUAUGUACUUUUUGCUCAGUAACCUUUCAUUCAUUGACAUCUGCCAAUCUAACUUUGCCACUCCUAAGAUGCUUGUGGACUUUUUUGUUGAACACAAAACUAUUUCUUUUGAGGGUUGUAUGGCCCAAAUAUUUCUUCUUCAUAGCUUUGUUGGGAGUGAAAUGAUGUUGCUUGUAGCUAUGGGAUAUGACAGGUUUGUAGCAAUAUGUAAGCCACUGCACUACAAUCUAAUUAUGAAUCGGAGGGUAUGUAUAAUUUUUGUGUCAAUUUCUUGGGCAGUAGGUAUUCUUCAUUCUGUGAGCCAUUUGGCAUUUACAGUGAAUCUGCCUUUCUGUGGUCCCAAUGAGGUAGAUAGCUUCUUUUGUGAUCUUCCCUUGGUGAUAAAGCUUGCUUGCAUGGAUACAUACAGAAUGGAAAUUUUGACCUUGGCUAACAGUGGUAUGAUAUCCCUGAGCUGUUUCUUGGCUUUAAUUAUCUCCUAUACUGUGAUUCUCAUUACUGUUAGGAAUCGCUCCUCUGCUAGCAUGGCCAAGGCCCGGUCCACCCUGACUGCUCACAUAACUGUAGUCGUACUAUUCUUUGGACCAUGCAUCUUCAUCUAUGCAUGGCCCUUUAAUGGCUAUUCAGUUGACAAAGUUCUUGCUGUGUUCUAUACCAUCUUCACACCCAUUUUAAACCCACUUAUCUACACUCUGAGAAACAAAGAGGUGAAAGCAGCUAUGUCAAAGCUAAGGGGUCGCUAUCUGAAACCUGGACAGGUUUUUGCAUUUAUAAGAAAUGUUCUUUUUCUGUAA